AUGCGGUACAGGGGUGCACGAUUGGGCUAUAGACCGGUGCUGAAGAGAAGUUAUAACUAUCUUUAUAAUUUUGCAACUAAUUUCACAGCAGGUGGUAAUCUGGCUUUUUGGACAAGCUUCUUGGUUACCUGCCUCUUCACAUUUAUCACAGCUGCCGUGAUAGCUGAGAUAUGUUCAUCUUUGCCUCUUGCUGGGUCUAUCUACCUAUGGGCUGCAGAGGCUGGGUUUCAUCGUUGCAUGGUGGAGCACGACUGCAUGGACAACUUUUUGCGCUACAAUACCCAGGGGGCAGUCAAUUACAUGCCUUCGCUUCCCAAAGCCUGCUUGGAGCUUGGGCUGUUUCAGGCCAUUUCAGUCGUUUGGAAUGCCUGGGUUGUUGCGGUUCUGUAUUCGCCAUACAUCUUCCCCAUCUCAGCUAGCACACUGAAUUAUGCCCCGGUGAUUAUGGCCAUCGUCACAGUAUUUGCGCUCAUCUCGUGGUGGAUCAUUCCAGCAGAGAACUGGCUCCCUAACAAAAGUAUCCAGCAUAUGCUGGACGCAGACGACACGGCGCGAAGCUCUGAUUCGGCUUGA
Messenger RNA from Talaromyces atroroseus, 573 nucleotides. RefSeq lists its product as hypothetical. Lineage: Eukaryota; Fungi; Ascomycota; Eurotiomycetes; Eurotiales; Trichocomaceae. The record is from RefSeq and is a predicted model, not a curated record. The transcript is spliced from 7 exons. The coding region runs from base 1 to 573 and encodes 190 amino acids.